Messenger RNA from Dioscorea cayenensis subsp. rotundata (Guinea yam), 1962 nucleotides. RefSeq names its product probable LRR receptor-like serine/threonine-protein kinase At4g36180. NCBI's taxonomy places the organism in Eukaryota, Viridiplantae, Streptophyta, Magnoliopsida, Dioscoreales, Dioscoreaceae. Gene Ontology annotation, molecular function: protein binding. The record is from RefSeq and is a predicted model, not a curated record. The transcript is spliced from 5 exons. The coding region runs from base 1 to 1962 and encodes 653 amino acids.
AUGACUGGCCGUAGAUGUGCCUGCACCGCAUCAACACCAACACGAGAUCCAGGCUCCACCACCGGCGAGACCUUCUCCGACACACCACCCUGUCUUCCGGUACGGGAGCAAAGUUCAACCAUUGACGGUCAUGCAGUUGUCAACACAUCUUUCCCCUCUCACAGAUCCCUCAUCACCGCCGGCGUGGGAGCCAAGCUCCUCCACCACUGCCGAAAAUAUCUCCGAAAAUCCAUCUUGACUGCCUACGUGGGGGCUGUGCUCAACCACCGCCAGAAGAACCUCCGAGAAGCCAUCUUGGAUGCGGAGUCCCAUCAUCAGAGGACCAAACGCUCUCUUAACUUCCUAAGCUCUAGAUCAACCGAUCCCGCUGGUGAUUCGGUGCACACUUUGGUCGAUACUGAUAUUGUUUUCCUCAUCCCUGAUGAUAGUACUAAUGCAUCAAAAGUGAGCGCUUCAUCCAUUGCGGUUCAUCCAAAGAUGAAACCAAUGUCAUUAGACAUCCUGAUCAUUUUCCUACUCUUCCUCUUCUCACUGAAAUGCAACGCAAAAACAGAAGCAGAAGCACUUCUGACAUGGAAGUCUAGCUUGUUCAAUAUUCCUCAAUCUCUGAACUCAUGGAGCCUGACCAACGCCACCAACCACUGCCAUUGGUUUGGCAUCACCUGCAACUCGGCUGGUGGCAUAGUUGAGCUCAACUUGCCAAACUGCAGCCUUAGUGGCACUCUUGACGAGCUAGACUUUACCUCUCUAUCAAAUCUCACCAAACUGAACCUCAGCAAAAACAUGCUGUUUGGUUCAAUCCCUCAAAAGUUCUCCGCUCUCUCCAAGCUCAUUUCACUGGAAAUGGGCUACAAUCAUUUCGAAACUUCAAACUUCUCCGAGUUCAAAACAAUGCCAACAUUGACAUACCUUUCACUCCGAUCAAACAACUUUCCGGUAAUGGAAUUCCCAUCCUUCAUACUCAACUGCACCAAUCUAACUGUCCUUGAUCUAUCAGUUAAUGAGUUCAAGGGAACAAUACCUGAUUCCCUUGGAACCAAUCUGGUUAAACUUCAGUACCUGAAUCUCUCCUUCAACUCAUUCUCUGGGUUGAUACCUUCAAGUAUACACAAUCUUGUUCAUCUUCAAAAAAUGAUCCUCAUUCAUAACCAAUUAAGCGGCCUUAUCCCUGCGGAGAUAGGAAACAUGACUUCACUAGAGCAGUUAGACAUGAACGGUAACUCUUUGGAGGGGACGCUACCAAGCACCAUGUCCCAGCUUGAGAACCUAAUGUAUCUAGAUUUAUCCUACAAUUACAAUUUAACUGGUAGCAUCCCUACGGGUCUUGGCAAGGGGGGUCUACUCCAUUUUGCCAACUUCUCAGGCAACGGGUUCUCUGGGGAGCUGCCGGAGUCUCUGUGUAGUGGAUUCAAGCUAGAGUACCUUGAUGUGGGCUAUAAUAACUUCGAUGGAGCACUGCCAUCUUGGUUGCGCAACUGCACCGAAUUAAAACAAAUAGUUUUGAGUGGCAACUAUUUCAGUGGGAGCCUGCCAACGGACUGGGGACACUGCACCAGCUUGACGUCCUUCAUUAUUGAUGCCAAUAAUAUAUCUGGUGUGAUUCCAAAGGAAUUUGGUAACAUGACAAGCCUGCACUACCUCAGCUUAGCUUCAAACUCCCUGAUAGGGGUGAUUCCAAAGGAACUUGGUAACUUGACAAGCCUGCAACAGCUGAGCUUAGAUUUGAACUUCCUGACAGGGGAGAUUCCAAAGGAAUUUGGCAACAUGACAAGCCUGCAACACAUGAACUUGGCUUCAAACUCUCUGACAGGGGAGAUUCCGAAGGAGUUGGGUAACAUGACAAGUCUUCAAGAGCUGAGCUUAGCUUCAAACUCUCUGACAGGGGAGAUUCCAAAGGAGUUGGGUAGUAUGACAAGCCUUCAAGACCUGAGCUUUGUUAAGAUAAUGAUUUAUCAAGCUUAG